AUGUCGGAGACGCCGGAGAAAACCCCGAACCAGAGCUCGUCGUUGAUCUCGCCGACGAGCUCCCGUUCCGUGACGGAGACGAUAAACGGGUCGCACCAUUUCGUGAUCCAGGGAUACUCUCUGGCCAAGGGCAUGGGCGUCGGCAAACACAUAGCCAGUGACGAUUUCACCGUCGGAGGGUACAAAUGGGCGAUCUACUUCUACCCCGACGGCAAGAACCCGGAGGACAAUUCCACCUACGUGUCGGUAUUCAUCGCUCUGGCGAGCGAGGGUACGGACGUCCGUGCGCUGUUCGAGUUGACUCUUGUUGACCAGAGCGGGAAGGAGAAGCAUAAGGUGCACAGCCAUUUCGAUCGGUCGCUCGAGAGCGGUCCUUACACGCUUAAAUACCGUGGCAGUAUGUGGGGAUACAAGCGUUUUUACAGGAGAGCGAUGCUCGAAACAUCAGAUUAUCUCAAAGAUGAUUGCUUGAAGAUCAACUGUACUGUUGGGGUUGUGGUUUCUGCUAUUGAUAGUUCGGGAUUACAUUCCAUUCAGGUUCCAGAUUCUAAUAUUGGGUCAGAUUUUGGUAUGCUUCUAGAAAAUAUGGAGGGUUCUGAUGUUAUUUUUAAUGUGUCUGGGGAGAGAUUCCAUGCCCACAAGUUGGUGUUGUCUGCUCGUUCCCUUAUAUUUCGAUCUGAAGUAUUUGAAGAAACGGAUUGCGGUGAACAAGAGAUUAUAAUAUCAGACAUGGAACCUAAAGUUUUUAAGGCAAUGCUGCAUUUUAUGUAUAGAGAUGCCUUGGUUGAAGAUGAACUGAUAGCAUCUAGCUCUUCUUCGUCCCCUUUGGUAACUGACACAUUAACUGCAAAGUUGCUCGCAGCAGCUGAUCGCUAUGAUUUGGGAAGACUGAGACGGAUGUGUGAAUCUCAUCUUUGCAAGGAUAUAUCUGUAAAUUCUGUUGCACAUAUGCUUGCUUUGGCAGAUCGCUUUCAUGCUGCAGAAUUGAAAGCUAUUUGCCUUAGCUUUGCUGCAGAGAACCUGGCAGCUGUUAUGCGUUCGGAUGGUUUUGAGUAUCUGAAGGAGAAUUGCCCGGCCCUACAGUCGGAGCUUUUGAAGACAGUGGCCGGCUGUGAUGAAGACUGCAACAGUAGUGGCGGCAAGUUGAGAAGUGUGUGGGCUCAGCUAUCUGAUGGUGGUGAUACAGGUGGCAGAAGGGUGAGGCAACGGACUUGA
This is a messenger RNA of Striga hermonthica, 1215 nucleotides long. NCBI's taxonomy places the organism in Eukaryota, Viridiplantae, Streptophyta, Magnoliopsida, Lamiales, Orobanchaceae. The record is from the annotation of a GenBank genome assembly.